Eurytemora carolleeae is the source of this 1048-nucleotide messenger RNA. RefSeq names its product transforming growth factor-beta-induced protein ig-h3. Lineage: Eukaryota; Metazoa; Arthropoda; Copepoda; Calanoida; Temoridae. The record is from RefSeq and is a predicted model, not a curated record. Gene Ontology annotation, cellular component: extracellular matrix. Bases 96 to 569 code for a protein of 157 amino acids. The transcript has 10 exons. Gene Ontology annotation, biological process: extracellular matrix organization; cell adhesion. Gene Ontology annotation, molecular function: cell adhesion molecule binding.
UCCCUGGGCUAUAUUACGGAACUGUUUCCUGUGCUAGAGUAUUGUCCCGGGGUGAGAGAGUGUGUGGAGGGAAUGUCCACACUGUUGACAGAUUGAUGGUACCUGGAGCUGUAAAUCUUGAGGAGGUGCUGAAGGGGAGUAGUGAGCACUCCACCUUCUUCAAACUACUCCAGGAGUCACAGCUUAGUAAAGAGUUAGUUUCUCCAUACACAAUCUUUGCUCCCACCAACCAGGCUUUCAUGAAGUUGUCAGAUGAAUCCCAGCACAAGAUAUUUGGAGACUCCAAGAUGGCCGAAAACGUGCUCCGUAAUCAUAUUGUACAGGAUGUUGUUUGUUGUUCAGCAGUUCCAAGCUACCUUCUUUUUUCCAGAGGAGAGAGGACUAUUGGAGGUCAUAGUAUACAUUUAAGGAGAACUUCUGGAGGGAGAGUUCUUGUUAACAAGGGAACCAUUGAGAGGUGUGAUAUUGUGGCUGAAAAUGGAAUAAUGCACAGUAUUGAUGCUGUCAUUCUACCAAAGAUUCUUCAGAGCAAUGAACAGGAGAAAACAAGAAUGUUCUGGAGUUUCUAGAAGAUCAAAGAAAUAAGAUCAAUCAUUAUCAAGAUGUGUUUUAAUAUAGACAUAUCUAUUUAAAGGGACUGUAAGCGUUAUUUUGAGUGACCCUCCAUGAAAAGAUGGCAAUGUUCGAUUUACAAAGAUACCCGGCCUUGAAACCUCUAUCUGCUCAAAAAUGUAGAAAAUACCGUCGUUUAACUGACAAAGAAAAGUGUUUAUUUUCGAGAAUCUCUCCAUUGUUUCUUGAGAGCAAGUGUAGUUCAAAGAAACAAAAACGUGGAUAUUUAAUUCAUAAUUGAUUAAUUUUAACAGUGCCGUUGUAAAUCGGGUAUUGCCAUCUUUAAGCAAGAGCUGAGGGUUUCUUGAAACCACUCUGCACUGUCUCUUUUAAUAUGUUUGCAUUUAAUACUUCAAUCUGAUUGUUUGUAGAAACCUUUAUAACAUUAUAUAAUAUUAUCUUUAAUUCAAAUAAAGUAAAAUUCAACAAUUAAAAA